UUUAGGUGAACAAUCACACGCCACAAAUGAUGAAUAAUAACUAGUGAAUAAUAAAAGUGAACAGUUUGCAGACAUUCCAUAGGCUGAAAAUUGUUCAAUCAAACUAUUUGGUAAAUACUUAAAAAUAUCAAAUGCAUGAGUGGAAAGUAGGAUGAAUUCACAAACAUUCAAUGAACAGGAAGAAAAGACCUAAUUUCACACUGGAUAUUAUUCAGAAUUAAUUUGACCAACUUUAGUAAUAACAUGGGCACAAUUGAUCCAUUCACACCAUUACGUGACAGGUGAAGGUCUCUGUAUUCCAUUGCUAGUCCCCUGACACUGCAUGUUUGUAUGAUGUUUGUUUUACUUUUUCACUGGUCCUCCUUUUUUUGUAUAAUGGUCCUUUCCGAAUCUUUCAGUUGUGUUUUGUACUCACAUGAAUGUUGUGUAUGACUCACUGGCAGUCCUGAAAAAUACUGGUAAAUAUGUACAUGUCGAGGCGAUCACAGCUGGAGGAGGUUAAGGUUAAUACUAGGUUAGCCAUAGUCAGUUGUUGAGAUUGUAAGCAGAAGAAAGGUGAUUUUCUGCAUUACGAAGGCAGGAGAUCUGCUCUGGACUGUACUUGUGGAACAGAGCUUUGGUUUCUGAUACAGGCAGUCUGCCCCACAACAAGAAAUGGGUUUUAAGGCUGAAGUUGGAAAACUUAGUGGACGUGAAGUGGAAUAUUGUUUGAAACAUACCAGGCAGCCUAGGGAUAGCAACUGUUUGUACGUGUGUUUCGUCUAUUUUUAAUAGCUAGAAGAGCUGUCACUGGGACAAAAACAACAUGAGAUUUGCUAUCCUUGCAGUGUUUCCAUCAUCCAGGAGCUGAAAUAACAUAUAUGCUGAUCUUUUCAUAUGUCUCUGUGUUGAAGAAAAAGAAGAAAUGAAAAUUUAACCCCAAGUAAAUAGUAGUAUUUGGAAGAGAAAAUUGAAAUAUUAAAUCCCAGAUAUCCAUCUGCCAUUUUAUAUUCUUUUUCUGGGCAAACAGACAUCAUUCAGUUAUGUGGGCAGUUCCUGAAAAUAUAUUGGAAUACACUUCAGCCUUAUAAAGGCAAAGAAUAAAAGGAAAGACAGCUCCCUACUUUACCUGGUGUGGGAUGCUCACACUAGAAUGUGUCUAAUGAGGGUCUGACUUUUGAUGUGGUUCACUUGACAGACAGUUCUUGCAGGCAGUUUGUGGUAAUAUGGAGCUAAGGGAGUAGUUAUUUCAAACUGUACAAUACAUCUAUGAAUGGAUAGAUUAAAGAUUUAGCUAGCCUUAGGCACAGCAUGAAAUUACAUCCUCCUCCUCUUCCUCCACCUUUUCGAGAGAAAUAGACAUGGUCUGUUUGUGAGACCUGCUUUGGAGCAUUUAUUUUUAAAGGAUGCAAAAUGUUACAUUUUGGACAUAUCAACGUUGAUUAUCACCAUUUACCUUAACUCUUGGUCUUACUGUACUUAUUGAAGAUCCACAGCCCAAUAGUUGUCAUAUAUAACAUUUGCAAUACCUUAAAUCUGUAUAUUUCUGCUGUAAUAUUAUAAAUGACUGUAUCUUGGAGGUUUCAGAGUAUACCAUAAUAUCAAUGGAGAGCUCUGCUUUCAGAGGCCUGGUCUAUGAGUUUGUUGGAUUUAGCAGCGUUAAAUCCAAAUUAACCUGCACCCAUCCACACAACAAAGCCAUUUUUUUGACAUAAAGGGCUCUUAAAACUGAUUUCUGUACUCCUCCCCAACAAGAGGAUUAGCGCUGAAAUCGACAUCGCCUUUUCGAAUUAGGGUUAGUGGGGAUGCAAUUCAAAGGUAUUGGCCUCCGGGAACUAUCCCACAGUGCACCAUUGUGACCGCUCUGGACAGCACUCUGAACUCGGAUGCACUGGCCAGGUGUACAGGAAAAGCCCCGGGAACUUUUGAAUCACAUUUCCUGUUUGGCCAGGCGAGCUCAUCAGCACAGGUGACCAUGCAGUCCCAGAAUCGAAAAAGAGCUCCAGCAUGGACCGAACAGGAGGUACUGGAUCUGAUCGCUGUAUUAGGAGAGGAAUCCAUGCUAUCAGAACUACAUUCCAAAAGAUGAAAUGCCAAAACAUUUCAAAAAAUCUCAGAGGCCAUGAGGGACAGAGGCUACAUCAGGGAGGCAACACAGUGCCGCAUGAAACUUCAGGAGCUCAGACAAGCGUACCAGAAAACCAAAGAAUCAAACGGAUGCUCCGGGACAGAGCCCCAGACAUGCCGCUUCUAUGCUGAGCUGCAUGCAAAUCUAGGGGGGGGUCGCCACCACUACCCCACCCCUGUCUGUGGACUCCAAUGAUGGGGUACUCUCCACCAUGGCUGAGGAUUUUGCAUUUGGGGAAGAUGAGGAGGAGGACGAGUUUGGGGAGAGCACACAGCACACCAUUCUCCCCAACAGCCAGGAUCUUCUUAUCACCCUGACUGAAAUACCCUCCCAACCCAGCGAAACCAGAGAAGGGACCUCUGCAGCUGCAAAUGUUUCAAGCCUCCCUCCUCCAUCCCAAAGGCUAUCUCAGAUAAGGUGGCGAAAAAAAAGUAUGCGCGAUGAAAUGUUCUCUGAGCUCAUGCAGUCGUCCAGCACUGACAGAGCUCAGCAGAAUGUGCGGAGGGACACAAUAGCAGAGUACAGGAAAGUGGCCAAUGAACAUGAGGAGAGGUGGCAGCAGGAAGAUCAGAGGAGGCUUGAGGCAACACUGGGGCUAAUGCGGGAUCAAACGGACAUGCUCCAGCGUCUGGUGGAGGUUCAUGAAUGGCAGCAGGAUCACAGACUGCCACUGCAGCCCCUGUUUAACCACCCUCCCUCCUCCCCAAGUUCCAUCGCCUCCUCACCCAGAUGCCCAAGAAUGCGGGGUGGGAGGCUCUGGGCACCCAGCCACUCCACCCCAGUGGACAGCCCAAGCAACAAAAGGCUGGCUUUCAACAAGUUUUAAAGUGGCCUUUUCCUUCCCUCCUACCCUCUUCCCACACCCAACCCGGGCUACCUUGUGAGUUA
Messenger RNA from Caretta caretta (loggerhead turtle), 2995 nucleotides. RefSeq lists its product as uncharacterized. The record is from RefSeq and is a predicted model, not a curated record. NCBI's taxonomy places the organism in Eukaryota, Metazoa, Chordata, Testudines, Cheloniidae.